CGAAACGGAAAGCGGCGGACAGAGGCGGAAAACGGCGGAAGGAGGGGGAAGGAGGGGGAAGGCGGCGGAAGGAGGCGGAAGGAGUAGUGGCGAUGGGAAAUGAUGGAUGGGGAGAGAGGAUUCUAGAAAGGAGUGAAGGAUAAGGAAAGUAGGGAGGGCGGUUUGGAGGCGGGGGGGGUAAGGGGGAAAAAAGAUAGGUAGGGAGGAAAAGCGGGCGGAGAGGAGGUGAAAGGGAGAGGAGAACCGAGAGAGGAGACGAGGUGUUGCCGCCGGAGAGAGGAGGGCUGGAGGAGGACAGGGAGAAGGAAAGAGGGAGGGUACGGUGCGAGGCAGGAAGGCUGGGAGAGAGAGCAAAGGAAGGAGGGAGGGAGGGAGGGAGGGAGGGAGGGAGGGAGGGAGGAGGAGCCAGGGCGGAUAGCAGGUAGGUAGGUCAGGCAGGCGAAACCAUGGCAUCUGCGUAUGGAGCGAGCAUGUCCACAGGCGCGGCGAGGUUGUUCGCGGGCGCAAUGCGAGCUCCGCCGUCCCGAUUGUCCUGGUCGGCGUCCAUGUGUCCAAUCGGUCGUUGGUUGGACCGACCGGCGGUCCUUGCGCCGAUGUCAGCGCAGCAGCCUGCGCAGCUGUUGAGUGUACGGUCGGCAUGGACGCGGCGGUCCGCCGCGGAGAAGAAGGCGCAGAGUCAAAAGAACCAGGCGAAGAAGUCGUGGGGACAAAGGACCGAGAAAUACCUCAAGCCGUUCAUGAUGGAUGUCUUUAUUUCAAAUCGGUACAUUCAUGCGAAGAUCGUCCAUAGAGUGACAAGCAGGGUGGUAGCCGUGGCCACGACCAACGCCAAGGACCUGAGGAACUCGCUGCAGUCUCUGUGCGAUUACAAUGCCUGCAGAGUGGUUGGGCAGCUGCUAGCAGAGCGCGCCAAAGAGGCGGACAUUUACGCCGUAGUCUUCGAGCUGAGAGCGGGGGAGAAGUACGAUGGCAAGCUGGCGGAAGUGGUGGACACCUUUGCAAAAAAUGGGAUUUCUCUCAUAUGAAGAUUCUGUUUGGCUCAUAUUUGCAGACGUAGGGAGUGUCUCAAUCACAGCUGGAUCCAAUCACGACUGCUCAGGAACAUGGUGACAUGUUAUUUCUGAAGAGAGAUGAUUCGGUGAAACAAAGGGUGGAAUCCCGUCUGUAGUCGCAAUUUUACCGCAGCCGAGCAAUCUGGGAUUCUAGUGGACACGAGGACAACCAUCCGAGUUAUUUAUAGACACAAGGAGGGCUAUCAUGCAAGUGAGCUGUGAGAAAUGCACCGCACAAGGAUGACAGCUCCUUAUACGGACGAACCGGGACGGUACUGUUUCGGUCAGAAAGACAGCGCUCUCUUGUGCAAGUAACGUGGGGCAAGGGGCAGUCUUCAUCAUGCGAGCAGGAAUGCAGAUAUGGUCCGGUACACAAGUGAGCGCAGUAGUUGCGGUGCAGCAUCUCAGCCUGCGCUUCUGGGCCCAAUUGGGGCUCAAGGGAAUACCAGGCGGUGGGUGGUACACUCUUCGAAGAGCUCCGGGGGCGUUCCGGUCGGCACCAAGUGGCCAUUUUUUUGCAGUGGGUCUAGAAUGCCAAUGCUAUGGAUUGCUAAAAAGAAAAACCAAAGAAGAAUGGCGCUCGGUUGUGGGAGGCGGAGAUGGUUGGUACAGUCCCAAGAGGGUCCCUCUGCCGAACCCAGUUGGCCUGCUUGGGACCAGGGUUUGGUACACACUGCACAGUCUAGGUAUGGGUAUGGGACUCAGCUCGUGCGAGUGUUGUCAGGAGGACACUGCUUGAGUGCCCCUCGUCGGUUCCAGCUGGUAUCAAGUGGAACCACCCUUGGUGGUAUCGGGUGGGACCGUGGGACCAUCCUAGCUGGUACGCAUGCAGGGACAACGGCGUUUGCCGGACCACCAAAUGAAUCACCAAGAGGAAAUUGAGGGUUGGUCCCUCCCUGUUGAUGCAGUUGUCUCUAGUACUAAGCUUUUGCGAAGACCCUUCCUUGCCAUGUCAGGUGAAGUGUCCUCGUGAUGAACUCGGGACAUCAGGCGGACACUUCGCGAAACGUCGGUGUCCCAACCCGGGUUGAUGCACUUGGUGAAUGAUUAGUGAAUGGAUCGACCCGGGUUGGGACACCGACGUUUCGCGAACGCCAUCGAAGUUACCCUGGUUAUAAAUGUAUACAACCCACCGCGCUGGCUGGAUACGGUCAGGAUGACGGUGGGUUGUGUUUGGGAGAAGACGGUAGGUGGGCCCGGGUGGCGUGCCUGCGGGGUUGAACGCCCACCUCUGUGCCACCAUCCCGCAAUGUUGGGGGGGCUUGUUUGUGCGACACUGGGAAUGGGAGCUCCCCCUCCCACCCUCCCCAGCCCCCCGCGUUUCCCGAGCUCUCACCCGCCAACCUGCCUGGAUUUCGAAAUGGGAUGGUUGUCCUCCUUGCAAGAGUGAUUGAGUUGGCUUCCUAUUCCUGGCCCAUUCUUUUCCGGGGCAAACGUCCUGGAUGUCAGCAGGGAACGCUCUCGCCCGGCGCUAAGUAGUGUUAGCACACCUGCGUGC
Chara braunii is the source of this 2550-nucleotide messenger RNA. Lineage: Eukaryota; Viridiplantae; Streptophyta; Charophyceae; Charales; Characeae. The record is from the annotation of a GenBank genome assembly.